Messenger RNA from Trypanosoma theileri, 1476 nucleotides. Its product is annotated as serine-palmitoyl-CoA transferase. Gene Ontology annotation, cellular component: endoplasmic reticulum. The record is from RefSeq and is a predicted model, not a curated record. Gene Ontology annotation, molecular function: pyridoxal phosphate binding; serine C-palmitoyltransferase activity. Gene Ontology annotation, biological process: ceramide biosynthetic process; sphingosine biosynthetic process. The coding region runs from base 1 to 1476 and encodes 491 amino acids. Lineage: Eukaryota; Euglenozoa; Kinetoplastea; Trypanosomatida; Trypanosomatidae. The transcript has a single exon.
AUGACGGGAACAGGUUAUUUUUCUACAAUACUUACACAAAUCGUAGAACAUCCCUUCCACAUUCUUCUUGAGAUUCUAUUUACUGCUCUUGUAGGAUUUUUACUAUUCCAGCGGCAGAGCAAACGGAGGAAAAACAAUUCAAAUGCUUCAAUUGUAAAAAUGCCAUCCGAGGAAGAGCAAGAACGCCGUAUCGCACAGUUCCAAUCACAGUUAUUUCGUGCCGAUGCUAAAAUGAGUGCGAACACUGUAGUACCCAACCGAUUGGGAAUGACAGAAGUGGAGUCAAGAGAGGGAUGUUACAUAACCAUAAAGGAUUCCACCGGUGAUGGUGUUAAACGUUGUCUUGAUUUGGUAACGGAAGACUUUCAUUCCUUCUCCACACAUCCCGCAAUUGUGGAGGUGGCACGAAAUACAGUGAUGGCGUAUGGUGUUGGUAGUUGUGGUCCACGUGGAUUUUAUGGCACUAUUAAACCCCACAUGGUUGCUGAAGCAGAUAUUGCAAAAUUUCUUGGUGUUGAAGAUUCUAUUAUUUACAGUUUUUCCUUUGCUACUAUAUCGACACUUAUUUCCGCUUUUGUGAGUAAAGGGGAAUAUAUUGUUAUGGAUGCUGGGGUUAAUCUUUCUGUCGCCGAUGGGUGUACAUUGUCUCGUGCAAAUGUUUACAAGUAUCGUCACAAUGAUAUGACACAUUUAGAAACUCUUUUGAAAGAAAUUGUAGAGAAGGAAAAAAAAGAAAAUAAACUAUCACGACGUUUCGUGGUUACGGAAGGUAUAUUUAGGAACACUGGUGAUAUUUGUAAUCUUCCAAAGAUUUUACAACUCUGCCAGACGUACAAGUUCCGAAUCAUCUUAGAGGACAGCUAUGGAUUUGGUUGCCUUGGCUCCACAGCCCGUGGUACACAUGAACAUUAUGGAAUUCCAGCAAAAAUGAUUGAUGUUUAUGUUGGAAGUUUAAGUACAUCUUUAGGAGGUGUUGGUGGGUUCUGUGCGGGUGAUCACGCUAUGGUGGAUUAUCAACGUCUUACCGCGGCGGCAUAUGUUUUCUCUGCCUCAUUACCGCCUUAUGUUACUUCUGCUGUAUCGGCCGCACUGGAUAUACUUAAUAAGGACCACAGCUAUUCGCAAAGAGUACAGGCCAAUGCGAGGUUAUUUCGGGAAUCCCUUCGACAAGCUAAGUUUAACCCAGAAAAAAUUUCAAUGAUAGAGUGCGAAGGUGAUGUCUCGCCUAUUAUACUUCUGCGUCCUUCAAAACAAUAUGUGAAGGAUCACUCUCAAACAGUGGAGGAAGAGCUUGAGCAGAUUGUGCAAAUAGCAAGAGAGAAAAAUGUACUACUGGGACGAAGCCUUUACAAUGAAGAAGAAAAGUGUGAAAACCAUCCUGGAGUACGUAUUCUCGUAAAAGGGAAAGCCUCUAAGGAUGAACUUGAAAAUGCUGCAACAGUUGUUAUUGAGGCAGUUAAGACUGCUUUCCCUUGA